Messenger RNA from Laccaria bicolor S238N-H82, 255 nucleotides. RefSeq lists its product as uncharacterized. Lineage: Eukaryota; Fungi; Basidiomycota; Agaricomycetes; Agaricales; Hydnangiaceae. The coding region runs from base 1 to 255 and encodes 84 amino acids. The record is from RefSeq and is a predicted model, not a curated record. The transcript is spliced from 3 exons.
AUGGGCGAUAGGAUGGGUAACACAAUUUCAAGACCAUCGACUGAUACUCACAAAAUACUGGUAUUCAGUUGCAAUUGCUCUGAAUGUCACGAGGUGACCCUCCCGCUCCACUUCUUUAUGAACGUGUUCUCAAGGUCCCCUACUCCAGUGGUUGUAUCGGUCGCUUUCAAUGUAAAUGUUUUGAUUCUACAAGAGAUGAGGGAGAUGACACCGUCUUUGGCAGCACAAAUGUGGGCGCACUGCGCAGGCAGCUAA